AUGCCGCGUCUCCAAUCCACGACGCCCGCGCCGCGCGGAGGGCGCUGCCGGGACCCGCGCAGGUGCCCCGCUGGAGGCGAAGGGGAGGCGGAGAGGCCCCCGGCGCCCCAGCUGGUUCCUGGGUCCGGGUCGGCCCUCCUGGGGCUUUACGCACCACCCCCCGAGGUCGCAUCCCCCGCGGUGAUCCGCCCCAACCCCCGAGGUCGCACCAACCCAAGGCACCUGCCCGGCGGGCCUCCCGGCCUCUCCAUCCGGUCCAGCCCUGGCACCCGAGGCACACCCCGGACCCGGGAGGUCCUGCCCGCUGUCGUGCGGCCCUCCGCGGACACUGUGUCCCCGGCAGGUCACAGUGACCGAUCCGAGUCCCCGGGGUUUACCCUCGAGGAAAGAAACCGCCCCGAGCGGCGCCGCCACAGGGCUGAUUUCACGUCGGCCCCGCGUGGGACCAGGGCGCGCACCCUCCCCAGCCCCCGACCCCCGCGGGACCUCCGGGCCGCGGGCCCCGCGCCUGCCCCGCACACCCGCCCCCUGCCCCCGGGCGGCCGCGACCCCCGUCCCCGACGUCCAGGCAGCAGGUGCAGCGGCGGGACCUCCGAGGACGGGGAAGGAGCCGCCGGGUCGGCCCCGGAAGACCACCGGCCGCGCGGGCCGCGUCCUGACUCAGUGCAGGCCUCCCACGUGCCAUGUGGCAGCCCAGGAAACGAUUCGCUUGGUUUUUCUGCGAGUAGAAGUUCCUGA
Messenger RNA from Prionailurus viverrinus (fishing cat), 738 nucleotides. Its product is annotated as translation initiation factor IF-2-like. The transcript has 3 exons. The record is from RefSeq and is a predicted model, not a curated record. Bases 1 to 738 code for a protein of 245 amino acids. Lineage: Eukaryota; Metazoa; Chordata; Mammalia; Carnivora; Felidae.